Molecule: messenger RNA, 1206 nt
Organism: Arachis stenosperma
Lineage: Eukaryota; Viridiplantae; Streptophyta; Magnoliopsida; Fabales; Fabaceae
Exons: 2
Coding region: 84-902 (272 amino acids)
Source: RefSeq, a predicted model, not a curated record
AUAUCACUCAUGAUCAUUCAUAACAUUUGUAUAGAAAAGUAAAACCAUUUGCAUAUGAAUCCAUUAGUUAUCUAGCAGCCGUCAUGACAUCUCUCUCUAAGCUCUUCAACCGUCUUUGCGGCAGAAUAAUAAUCCUAUUAGCAUACCUGCUAUUACAACUAAUCAUCUUAAUUAAGAAGCUAGAAUCAUCAUUUACAGGUCCAAUUGCAAAAUUACAGUACCUGAGAUUCAUCGAAGAGAAGAACCCAACGAUUCCGUACACAAAUGAGAUGAAACCACGUCACGUGCAGUGCACGGUGUGUUUGUCGGAGUUCAAGGAAGAGGAGAAAGUGAGGAGCCUUAAAUGCCAACACGUGUUCCACAGGGACUGCUUGGACACGUGGCUGCAAGAAUACCGCGCCACGUGUCCGUUGUGUCGGGUAAAAUUGUUGCCGGACGAUGUUGUCUCCAAGCGUCGUGUGCUUCGAAGCCAACUUGGAUCUGAUGUUAAUGGUGAUCUGUGGAAAGACCUUGAAGAAAGGUAUAAUCAUCAAAAGACGGUGAUACUUCCUCAAGCCCGAUAUGAAUGGACGCACUUGCAUCUACAUGACUUUAAAUCCAUAAAUGAAUAUAAUUCUGCAAUGUUUCGAAUCACCUCACGAUUGAAAUUAUUUGGGAAAAAGAUAUCUGAUAAUGAUAUGUUAGAGAAAACUUUCUCAACCUUCCAUGCCUCGAAUGUGCGCCUGCAGCAGCAGUAUCGAGAAAAAGGAUUUAAAAAGUAUUCUGAGUUAAUUUCUUGUUUUCUUGUUGCUGAACCCAACAAUGAGUUACUUUUAAGGAAUCAUGAAGCAUGCCCAGCUGGCGUCGCCCCAUUUUCUGAAGCAAAUACGGCAAAUCAUUACCCCAGAAGAGGUAAGUGGUAAUGUUUUGGUAGCAAGAAAAAUUAUGGAAGGAAUAAGAAUUAUGUUUACAAGAAAGGAACUCACCAGAAGUGGGAUAAAAAAAGAAACUCUGGUCAAUAUAAAUCAACAGAGGAUAAGUGUAAUACCCUCACUACCAGAAUGUCACGCUUCCGGCUGUGCUACUCUAAUAGAAAGAUGUAUUACGACCACUUUAUAUACUUAAUAUUAAAAUAGGAGCCUAUGACUCGGCACCGUAUCGCUGAUAUUUUGAAAAAUCGGAAAUAAAUACUUUACCUAAAAAAACAAACAGGCAUAGAUUCAUAUA